Messenger RNA from Chrysochloris asiatica (Cape golden mole), 861 nucleotides. RefSeq names its product 3-hydroxyanthranilate 3,4-dioxygenase (gene HAAO). Gene Ontology annotation, cellular component: cytoplasm. Lineage: Eukaryota; Metazoa; Chordata; Mammalia; Afrosoricida; Chrysochloridae. The transcript has 10 exons. The record is from RefSeq and is a predicted model, not a curated record. Bases 1 to 861 code for a protein of 286 amino acids. Gene Ontology annotation, biological process: quinolinate metabolic process; 'de novo' NAD+ biosynthetic process from L-tryptophan. Gene Ontology annotation, molecular function: iron ion binding; 3-hydroxyanthranilate 3,4-dioxygenase activity.
AUGGAGAAUCCUGUGAGAGUGAAGACUUGGGUGGAAGAGAACAGGGCCUCCUUCCUGCCCCCAGUAUGCAACAAGCUCCUGCAUCAAGAGCAGCUCAAAGUCAUGUUUGUUGGGGGCCCCAACGUCAGGAAGGACUACCAUAUCGAGGAGGGGGAGGAGGUGUUUUACCAGCUGGAAGGCGACAUGGUUCUCCAAGUCCUGGAGCGAGGGAAACACAGAGACGUGGUCAUCCGGCAGGGAGAGAUAUUCCUUCUGCCUGCGGGGAUCCCCCACUCACCGCAGAGGUUUGCCAACACUGUGGGGCUGGUGAUUGAGCGGAGACGGCAGCAAACAGAGCUAGAUGGGCUCAGGUACUAUGUGGGAGACACCGUGGAUGUCCUGUUUGAGAAGUGGUUCUACUGUGAGGACCUUGGCACACAGUUGGCUCCCAUCAUCCAGGAGUUCUUCAACUCUGAGCAGUACAGAACGGGAAAGCCCAUCCCUGACCAGUUGCUCAAGAAGCCGCCUUUCCCCCUGAGCACACGGCCUGUCAUGGAGCCCAUGUCCCUGAAGACUUGGCUGGAUGGUCACCGCAGAGAGCUGCAGGCCGGCACACCCCUCAGUCUCUUCGGGGACACGUAUGAGACCCAGGUGCUUGCCCAUGGACAAGGCAGUAGCAAAGGCCCCAAACAGGGUGUGGACGUCUGGCUGUGGCAACUGGAGGGCUCCUCAGCGGUGAAGAUGGGAGGACAGCAUCUAAGCCUGGCCCCUGAUGACAGCCUCUUGGUGCCAGCUGGAACUUCGUACUCAUGGGAACGCGCACAAGGCUCUGUGGCCCUGUCUGUGACCCAGGACCCCACCCGCAAGAAGCCCCUGGGGUGA